AUGAGGCGGGCGGCCGUGCGUCGCCGGCCCUCCUCCGGCUGGAUCGAUCCCGCGCAGCUGGCGACACGGCUAGCAACGGCACGCACACUGCCAGAGCUGCUCGAGACGCGGCGCCGCUUCGCGCCAGAGAUGGACUUCUCGCACGCGCCCGUUGCGUGGAGCCGGCUGGCGCGGUUGCGGCGGCGGCCUGCCGAGCGAGCGUGGCUCGACGAAAACUUGCCCUUUCUCGAGCCGCUUGCAGCACACACCGCGGAGCUUGUCGAGCAGAGCGAGGACAUCGAGGCCGGCAGGCGCGCAGCGCUCGCCUCGGCGCUCGUGGCGGCUGGCGUGCGAUCGGAGCCUCCGUGGAACGAGCUGUGGGAUGCAAUCGAGCGCCGUUCCGUCGAGAGCGCCCCGCUGAGUGAGUGCGACGAGUGCGCCUCUGUCGCCGAGGCGCUCGUCAACGCAGGCCACUCGUCGCAGCGCUACCUCGAGGCGGCGGCGCCGUGCAUCGCGGCGUUCGCCUCUGCGCUCGCGCGCGGGGCGGCGGCCUCGGAGGACCGGUCUGCGCUGCUGGGGCACCUCGCUGCGGCGGCGGUGCCAAAGCAGUCGCUGCUGCGGGCCAUCGCGGACGAGCUGCGCGUGCGGCCGUGGCAGCUCAAGCCUGCGGAGGUUGCCUUGCUCGCGGAGGUGUACUGCACACGGCUGCCCUCUGGCUCCGCUGGCGGCGGCGAGGGCGGCGCCGCCGCACUGGUGCCGUCACGGGGUGUGGUUGCUGUCGACUCGGCGCCGCUGCUCGAGUCCCUCGCCCGCGUCGCCCUCCCACGGCUCGACAGGUACAAGGCGUAUAACCUCGCGCGGCUGGCGCAAGCCGCGGCCGACCGAAUGAUCAUUUAG
Emiliania huxleyi CCMP1516 is the source of this 876-nucleotide messenger RNA. RefSeq lists its product as hypothetical. The transcript is spliced from 4 exons. Bases 1 to 876 code for a protein of 291 amino acids. NCBI's taxonomy places the organism in Eukaryota, Haptophyta, Isochrysidales, Noelaerhabdaceae. The record is from RefSeq and is a predicted model, not a curated record.